AUGAUAACCACUACACUAACCGCCCUCGUUGCUUGUGAGGAAAACUGCGGAGCGGCUGGUCAAAAGGCACGGGCAAGAGGAGCUAAAAGUCGCUACGAACGACAAACACAACACCCAUGCACACAAACACCCAGACACCCAUUAAAGGCGCAGUCGCUCGGUACGGAAAAGGUAUCGCCACAUACGGCGUCCCCUUUCCGUUUGCUUUUCGCGUCGCGUCCGAUCGCGAAAAAAAACAACAUCGCGCAAUGGGCAAAUCGCGUCCCGGCCUCGCAUGUGAACACAACUGGCUCGUCCGCCCGUCGGCCACCACCAUUAACUUUCGUCGUGCCCUCUGAGCAGUCACAAGCCCUCUCGUGCACACCGCUCACGCAUACUCGUCGUCCCUGGCUCCAUCAGCGCAUGGACGCAAGCGAAACUAAGCGCAGCGACGGCGCUCUCCGCGCCGCGCACUACGACCUCGACGACGGCUUCGACGACGGCCCCCUCGACGACGGCCUCGGCAGCUUCGACCUGCUGGACAGCUCGAGCAACAACCUCCGUUUCGUCGGCCACAAGAAACGCAAGCCAGACGCUCUCGGGCUCACCCGCAGCGCAGGAACUCUCAACCUGUCGCUGGGCCACGAGCCCGCCCCCCAGCAGCCCACUCACCGCGCAGACGUCGUCUCCCGCCCUGUCCCCACCAUCCACGACUACAUGGACAGCUGGAGCCCGUUCAAAGAGAAGCCAGAGUCCCCAGCAACCCUCAAGCGUUCCGCCAGCAAGAGCGAGCUUUCGCCCUUCGUAAAUGACCCGGAAAUCCUACGCAAGUGGAUGUACAAGCGCACUGACGAGGCCCACCGCACGCUGGCACCGUCGCCACUUGCUCCUCUCCCCACUGCGUCGUCCGCGACGCUCGCCGCCCCCGCGUCCGUCGUCCAUCCGUCCAAACACCGCAAGACCGACGAGCACUCCUUCACCAGCGCCAAGCCCGACCAAACCGCAUUCGCUUCCUCGGGGCUCAAAUCCAAGAUGCGCUCCAACCUUCUCCCACAACGCAUCAACCCGCCAGACACGCCCGUGAAGAAAUCCCCGCUCCCCAGAAGCGCCAACACCACCUCCAUUAUGGAUUCCCCUGUACAUUCCUACUCCUCUGCUACGGGUGUGUUUGCAUCCACACAGACUUCUCCGCUGUCCGCUGCCCACACCCGAUUUCUGUCUUCCAAUCUCACCUCGGACUCUUUGCCCGCCUACAAGACGCGCAAGACCAGAGCCUCCAAGGUCCUCAACAACACGGUCUUGACCAACACAUUGCAACAAUUCACCGACGACCUGUAUGGUAACGACGACGAUAACGACGAUUCUUUCUUCUCCGAACGCCUUCCUUCCGCGAUUCCCUCCAUACGCCUCUCAAUGGACCCCGUGAGUCCCCUGCAUACCCCCACAAAGGCAUACCCACUCACACAACAAUCUCCUUUCCUGAUAGCCAAACCCAAACGUUCAAUCAAUGCCAAGAUUAGCAGGUCUGCGUCGCCCUCAUUCGACCAAUUCCAAGCCAACCCCGAUUCACAUUUGGCUACCAAGUUCUCGAACGUAAAAUCCAUCGGUAGUGGUCAAUUCUCACAAGUGUACCAGAUUAUGUUCCCUCCAACAAACACCAAGUAUGCUGUCAAAAGCAUGCGUCCCAACAAACACAAUUCUACGCGACGCAUCCUCCAAGAAAUAGAAUUGCUAUCGCAAAUUAGCGAAACCACUUUGGAUCAAGAGGGCAAAGAAUACGUGCUUACUUUCAUCAGCUCUUGGAAAUACCAAGGUUACUACUAUGUUAUGACCGAAUUCUGCGAAAAUGGUAAUUUGGAUAUUUUCUUACAAGAACAAGUGAUUAGCAAAAAUACCCGGCUCGAGGAUUGGCGUAUUUGGAAAAUAAUAGUCGAGCUGAGUCUCGCACUUCGGUUUAUUCACGAUUCGUGCCACAUGGUGCAUUUGGAUCUCAAACCUGCAAACGUACUCAUCACUUUCGAAGGGUCUUUGAAGCUGGGGGAUUUUGGGAUGGCCACCAAGCUUCCUCUUGCGGAAACAGGGUUCGAAAAUGAGGGUGAUCGUGAAUACAUUGCACCAGAAAUCAUUUCCGAUGGUGUCUACGAUUUCAGAGCUGACAUAUUCUCUCUCGGUCUCAUGAUCGUCGAAAUUGCCGCCAACGUCGUUUUACCCGACAAUGGCAAUGCAUGGCAUAAACUGCGAUCUGGUGACCUAUCGGAUGCUGGUCGCCUGAGCUCCACAGAAAUUCAUUCCGAUUCCCUCUUCUCCCCUACAAAGGUGAACACAGAGGCUACCAACGUGUUCUCAAGCGGUAACUCCAAAACAGGUCUAACUCUCCAACAUCACGAUAUUCCAGCAUGGGUCCCCAAAUUUCUAAUUGAUGGCGUUUCAUUAGAAAGAAUGGUACGUCGUCUCAUUGAGCCAGACUAUACUAAACGGCCAACUGCCGACGAGAUAUUACACGCAGAAGAAUGCGAAUACGUAGAAAUGACACGGAAAGCCGGCGCUAUAAUUCAAGAAGAUGACUUCGGACCCAAGCCCGAGUUUUUCACAUAG
Lachancea fermentati is the source of this 2574-nucleotide messenger RNA. The record is from the annotation of a GenBank genome assembly. Lineage: Eukaryota; Fungi; Ascomycota; Saccharomycetes; Saccharomycetales; Saccharomycetaceae.